UUGCAUUGAUGUUUACAUUCAAAUACCAAUGUGCUUAACUAAGUAUUGAAAAUAAUUUUUGAACGUUUAUAAUUAUGCCGUUGUAAACAUUAAAUCUGCUGUUAUCUUUCAGUCGUUUAUUGUGUUAAUAAUAUGAACGGAUAUAAACACUCACGAGCGGUUGACAGUAUACAUGGGUCAGAGCACCACCCUUCAUGCAUCUCAGCAGACUGACGACCUUAGUCAUAUGAUGUUCAUAUUUCAGCUCCUUCAGAGCGGCUUGAUAUUCACGGCCCUCGUGGCCGGUGCCAUCUGUGUCGGUCAUCUAGUCUUAAUACGCCGGAAGUACUGCCGAAAUACCACGACGCUGUUCGCAGUGGUGCUCUCAGGAUUUUUGCAUCUGAUCGCGAGCGUGUGCAUGUUGAAAAUUGCCGAAAAUUACAUGAUAAGACGCGUAAAACAGGGGCCCCCGAGCGUCGGCUCGUGCUUAGAUUACUCGAUGACGGCGGCGUUUGCAAACGGGGUGGUGCUCGUGUUUAUCGUGCAUAAUGUUUUUGUUCAGAACUUUAAAUGGUCGAUGUCUACGUGUCUAGCAUACGCAGGCACACUUGGUUGCAUCAUCACAGGAAGUUUUUCCGUAAUCAAGAUUGUGUCGCAAAAUAGCCCACUUCCAGUUGCACAACAUUCGCUUGUGACGCUUGGGACGUAUGGAAGUCAGCACUUUGACGUAUUCUUGUCCGUCUGUCAGAAAAACGUUUACGAGGAAAGAUGGGCUAUUCUGGUGGAAUAUUUAGUGAUAUACGUACCCGUCAUUGUCACCGUGCUGGUUGCUCUUUGCAGGAACAGGACAAAACAAACGGAAGUCACCAUCACAGAGCUAAAGAUUCUCUCAAACAAGGAGUGCAACGUUUCAGUGUUUAACUGUAAUUGUGUUAAAUUGAACUCAGCCAUGGUUGCCGUUCUUUUAUACAUUACUAUUGUCUUACUCAUAGUACGUCCAGGAUACAUUCUGUAUGCGCACGCAACUUCGGGUUACUUCCGGGACAUAUUGCCAAGUUUGUUACAGACAGUAAUUUUCACUUUUAUUUGCUCAGAAUAUAUUGGAAAGGUCCUCAUUCGACCACAAUAUUGGAAUAAUGAGGUGAAAUCAAACGGCUAUCGUGAUUGUAAACAUAAGAGCAACCCUCUUAUGCAGGUUUGAUUUAAACCCCCAGUAAAUUUACAUUUUACUGACCGUUCCAAGGCGGUACCUAACAAUCCUUGAUAAACAUACCUAGUUUUUAUAUAUAUAGCAUGUAUGCACUGUGCUGUUGGUGGAGUAUUGCUCUGUUCUUCCAUGAUUCUUGUUUGUGAUUUUUUGUUUUUGUGUUCUAUGUUUUUAACGUUUACACAGUGCCAUUAAACCGAGUUUAUGUUUAAAUUUUUUGCUACUGAGGUUGUUUCUGUAGAUUUUUACAUAAGUAUUGAUAAGCUGUAAAUUUCUGUGGACAGGUUCUUUAGAGAUGUGUUGUUUAAAAGUAAAGACACACUGCCCUGGAAUGGGAAAUCCAUAGUUAUGUUUCCACAAAACAUGAUACUAUGCUCAAAUACGUUUGUAGCACUUUUGUAACUGGGUCAAUAAUUAGCACAUAAACGUAUCAUAUUGACGGAGUUAAAGUCGAAAUAUUGUCAAAUAUUAACACUUGGUGUCAUCUUCGUUCGUUUUAUUAAAAUGUUACUUAUGGCCAGAAACAACAUGGCAAGAUGGAACUUGGGACACAAUUAUGCUAAGUAUGUCGGGAAGCUUAUGCGUAGCCUAAAAUUCAUAAACUUGAGCUCUUCGAUGCGGACAGAAAAAUGAAUUUCGUCUUUUAAGACAUUACAAUGAGGGCAAAGUCUUUGUUCUAAAAUUGUAUUAUUCCACCAACCAACUUCUAUAUUUAACCGAUGCGACGAUAAUCCUUAUUGGCUUAAAGCAAUUCUGAAUUUCUGUACAUUAACACACUUAAGAUAGGGUUUUAAUUCAAAAUCAGAAAUGUUUCUAUAAAAUAAAGCUCUUGAGGAGUCUGACAAUCUGCUGUUUAAAUUUUAAACAUAAACGUCUCAUAUUCUUUGCUUCAAAAAUGACACAAAACUGGAAAUAUCACCAACAUCUUGUGCAAGCCAGACGUGAUAAACCCCAUAUUACUCAAUAUUGUUUUAACAUGUACUACCCAGUUUGGAAAUUUUACAACAUCAUUUAUCAUUACAUUAUAGAUGGUUCUUAC
Messenger RNA from Mya arenaria, 2225 nucleotides. RefSeq lists its product as uncharacterized. Lineage: Eukaryota; Metazoa; Mollusca; Bivalvia; Myida; Myidae. Bases 173 to 1180 code for a protein of 335 amino acids. The record is from RefSeq and is a predicted model, not a curated record. The transcript has 3 exons.